Molecule: messenger RNA, 11385 nt
Organism: Plasmodium knowlesi strain H
Lineage: Eukaryota; Apicomplexa; Aconoidasida; Haemosporida; Plasmodiidae
Product: polyadenylate-binding protein-interacting protein 1, putative
Exons: 1
Coding region: 1-11385 (3794 amino acids)
Cellular component (GO): eukaryotic translation initiation factor 4F complex
Molecular function (GO): mRNA binding; protein binding; translation initiation factor activity
Source: RefSeq, a predicted model, not a curated record
AUGCAGAGCGAUAUAAUUGUAAGCACAGAUAUACCUGAGUAUAAGAAAAGUAGGAUGAACAUGAACGGUUUGGUAGAUAUAAGUGCCUAUAAUGGUAGUGGUGGUAAUGGCACCCCUGGGUGCAGGGAGGAAACGAAUGAAGGAAAAACAAGUGGACUAUAUGAAAAAGGGAAUGUAAUUAAUUACGACCAUAGAAGUAGUACCACUUUUAAAGAUGACAUGGAAAGUAGCAACCAUUGCAAUAUUUCUCCUGUCGAGAUAAAAGUUUCAUCGAUCCCCUCACCAAUUAAUGAGCAAAAGGGUAUUAGUAACUCUAGCGAUACAACACAUGUAACAUCCAUUUCAGUAAUGAGUAAAAAUUAUGAGAACGGUCACAGUAGUAAUAAAUGCGCAAAUGGUAAUUAUGAAAAGGUUGCAGAAAAGGAGGAGGAGAGGAGGAAGGGCGAAAUGUUUAUGCGUAAUGUUGACGAUUUGGGGAACCCCCAAAAAAGCAAUAGACAUAAUAGUAUGGAGGAUGGUGCGAACAGCGGGAUGAAGUCAACUUAUGCAGGAGAGAUUCGCGCUGAUGAUAGUGAACGUGGCUCAAAUUCUUCUCCGAAUGGUGCGGAGGAUAGUGGAGUGGCCAAGAAGGAAUUCGGGGGUGAGAAGGUGAUGGACUCAGGAGCAAAAUGCCCCACUGUAAACGCGUCAAUUGAUGCAACAAGUGACUCCAAGAAUAACGAUGCGCCAGUGCGUUACAGCCAAAGUAGCGCUGGCGAUCAGAAUGAUUCCAAUGCCUUUUAUUCGUCUGUACACGUAAGGAGCGUUAACGCCACGAGCGACGUUUGCGCAGAUGUGUCAAAGUUGAAUUCGAUGACAGUAAGUAAUGUGAAUAUGAAUAACGAUUCUGUUUGUACAAACGUUAUAGAUGGGGGAGAAGGCACCCCCAAGGAUGUUAAUCGCAAUAAUUGCAGAGAUAAAGUGGCAAACGUGGAAAGUGUCACGCGGAAGGAAGGCGAGCAGUUCAAAAGUGGGACCGCUGAGGAGAGCACUAACAAUCACAGCGACAACGUGCGCAGCGCGAGUACAGGUGCGAGCGGAAAUACCACAGGUAGUGGAAGGAACGAUAGCAGUAAUAGUGGGAAAAACUCCAGCAGUAGCAACAAUGGAAGUAACGGAGGUAGCGCUAGUGGAGGAAGUGGUAACGGAGGAAACGGUAACGGAGGAAGUGGUAACGGAAGAAGCGGAAGCGGAGAGGAUGGAGAAAAUGACGGAGAUAAGCACAGGAAGAACAACCAACAUGACGCGGGAAGUGGAGAAGGUAGCGGCACCUUGGAAAACCCCAACGAGGGAAAGAACGCGGAAAGCAAUGAGAAAAAUGGAAACAGUGAUGAUCAUAACAACGGUCAAAAAAAGGACGAACAUAGUAGUAGCAAAAAUGGAGAUGGUGGUAACCGAAGUAAUAACAAUGAUAAUGGGAAGAAGAAAAAAAAUAGUAAUAACGUUGAAGGAAAAAAUGGCAACGGCAAAGGGCAUUCAGGGUCGUCGUCCCAAUCGAACAGUAAUGAUAUCUCUGCGCCAGUUAGUUCGCUAAACGCAGAUGCACCUGAGUUUGUUCCAUCGACGAAAGGAAUGCAAGGAAACCUAUCCUUCAACAAUUUAAUGUGGAACCAUUAUUAUCAAGAUAUGUCUAAUGGAGCCUUUGGAGGAGUGACAAGCAAUGGACUGAUUAAUAACAUGGUUCCACAGGGUAGCAAUAGUAUGAUGAAUCCUAACCCAUUAUUAAAUCCUCUUGGUGGAAUGGGUCAUGGUCCAGGUGAUCUGAUGAAUCUUUCGAAUUCAACUCAUAUGUCAGCAUCAACUGGUGGUAUAGGCUUAAACAUGCCGAAUAAUGCAGGUGUAAUGUUAUCCCAGGUGAAUAAUAUGUGUAAUAUGGAUGCCCGAAAUGACAAGGCAAAUCAUACCAUUAGUGGUGUGUCUACCACACCUGGUGGGAAUAUGAAUAAUAACGGGGGUAAUAAAUCUGUGAGUAGUACCAAGAUGGGAAACAACAAUAAUAAUGUGAACGCAAGUGGUCAUGAAAAUAGCGUGACGGCAACUUCGUCAAACAUUAUGCAUGGUGCGGGAGGGACAGGUGUAAUAGGGAAAGCAAGUGGAAAUAACAGUAGCACAGAUUCUAACUUUUUAAAUCAAAGUGGGAUGCUAUCAGGAAUGAAAAACAUGAGAGGGAAUAAUUUUAUGAACGGUUCUGAGAAUUCUGGUCCUUCGCCAUUUCACACGAUAGAUUCACAUAAUGCAGGACAUCAUCAAGCUUUUCAGCCAAAUGGAUCCAUGAUGCAUCCACCUAAUUUUUACGUUAACAACCCGUAUUUAAUGAAUAACCGUCCACAUGUACACCCCCCACACCAUCCUCAUCACCCUCACCCGAAUGCUUUACCUGGACCCCCUCAGUCAUUAUUUACUCCAAUGUCAUAUGGAAAUUCAUUAGGAUCAGGUAAUGUACCUCAUGAUUUUCCCUUCCCACAACCUCCCCCUUCUGUUUAUGGUUCCUUUGGAAACAAUACAAACUUGAUUGGAAGCAACACGACUGCUUUAUCAUCCUCGAAGAACGGAACAAUGAAUAUCAAUCCCUAUUCUUUCAUGCCAUGUGGAUUACCUACACAUCCUGCCCCUCCUCAGUUACAGCAUAAUGCCCCCUUAAAUUUGACACCCCCUCUGGAAACGCACUUCAUUUCAGGAAAUUCUGCCAACGCAGCUCCGCCUUUAAAAAUGUCUUAUAAUCAUAUACCCCAGGCGAACAGGCGAAAUAUGUUUAAUCAUUUUAACAUGGGUAACGUGCAUGGCGGGGGGGGUAACCUGACGGAUAGCAACUUCGAUCCUAGCGUUAGUAAUAAUAAUAGUAACAUGGGUAAUGUCAUUGGAGGUGGAGGCACAGCGCCGGGCAUGACGUACGGCUAUGGAAAUUUCAGUGCAACGCAUAAUGUGAAUGGUAACAACAGUGGUACUCUCCUCCCGACGAGCGAAAAUGUUGGAUGCAACAACAACAACAGUGGCGGUUCUGGCGCUGCAAACGGGGGUGCAAAUAGUAACGCCAAUAACGGUGCUAAUAACGGUGCUAAUAAUGGUGCUAAUAACGGUACUAAUAAUGGUGUUAAUAAUGGUGCUAAUAAUGGUGCUAAUAAUGGUGCUAAUAACGGUGCCAAUAACAGUGGAAACAACAGCACGAGUGGAAUGCACGUAACCACAGGAUUAGGAAAUAGCAUGGGGAUGAGCAACACAAGUGGGAAUGUAAUGUCUAUGAAUGGACCGUUGAAUAUGGCGAAUGUGAAUGGUACUAAUGUAACGCCCAUGUCACAUCAUGUUAACCAAAUGAACAACGUUAUUGGGGGUGCCGGUGGAGGAACUCCCAUGGGAUCAAUGACUACAGGAGGAAUGCACGUAGGGAAUAUCCAAAUGAAUCACAACAUGAUGGUGAAUAACAUGGAGGGAAUGGGGGGGCAGAUUGGAGGAGCAGUAGUUACGAAGCAACAGAAGAGAAAUAGUACAUACAGCGAAAGGAACAUGAACAAUGGAGGUGGAAAUAAUAAUAAUAACAACAACGGUGGUAAAACAGGUGCUCACCGGGAUAGCAAAGGAGGAGGAGUAUCAUCCGGUUUGACUUCAUACGGAAAACAAGACAAUAAGAAAGGCAAUAAAUACAGUGGAAAUGGAACAGGAGGAAAUAACAUGAAUGUAAAUUAUAAUGCCCAUUCAGGUAGCACCGUGACUCAUGCCAUGGGCAGUGGAUCGAAAAAUAUAUACGUGAGUGCAAAGGGGGCUAAACAGGAAGGGCUCUACGGAAGGGAUGAAAAUGGAAACACGAGUACCACACCCCCAGGUGUGUCUUUAUCUCAAGGGAAUAACUAUUUUGGUAAAGGAUCCACAGGGAAUAAUAAUAACAACACGAUUUUGUCAACAGGUUCAGGUAGCCAUAUUCCGAAUAGCAACAACAAUAUGAAUAGUGGUGGUUUACACCAGAAGGAGUCGGAUUUAGGUGUCUGCGUGAAUGAGAAUUUAGACGACACGAAUGGAAGUAAACUUGUGCAGUACGAUGGUAACACGAACGAAGGGGGAAAAGGCCCCUUGAAGGGAAAAGCGGGAGCAUUAGGUAACGUUAAUAAUAUCAAUAAUGUUAGGAACAAAGGCAGGAACAACAGUAGCAAUUCGAACAAUUUGGGCUCCACCCAUGUUGCUGUUCCUAACAGCAACAAUGAAACUACAAUAUCUGGGGAUAAGAGAUUCUUUAACAAGCAUGAAAAAAAUAAGGAGGAUUACAAAGGGGUUAAAAAUUACGGUACUAACAAAGUGAGUGAAGAGAAAGGCAUCUACAAUCACAUCGGAGGAGGAGCAACAACAGCAGGACCAGUAGCAUCUAAGAAGGAUGCCCCUAAGGAUAACAAUAAGGCGGGCACAAAAAAUGUUGAUGUGCAUGUGAAGAAGCCAUAUAGCGAUAUGCUUGCACAUUCAAAUAGCGGUAAUAUGGUUAACCAACAACAACCUCAUGGCAACAACAGCAAGCAACAGGGAGUUUACAACAGUAGUGGAAAAUAUCAGGGUACUGUCGACAAGCGAGUGGGACACAUAAGGAAUGUUGAAGGGGGCAAGGGUGCAAAUGAGAAGAAGUUGAAAAAUGAGGAUGAAAGGAAGUUCAAGGAGAAGGAUAACAACAACAUGGUAGCAGGAUCUGGUGGAGCGGCAAAGAGUGUAGCAGGGAAAGUGGGAUCUACAGCGACGGGAGGAAGAGACGGAAGUAAUUUUACCGGUCCAAAUAUGAAUGAGGAGGGGAUGCCUACAAAUAACGAUACCGUGAAUGGUAAGAAAUUGCCAACUGUUGAAGGAUCUGAACAGGCGAAUGGCCCCUACCCAAAUGGCAACUACAACGGAAGUGGUAUAAACAACAAACAGAACGCAAGUUAUGCGAAUGCGAAGAAUGCAAAAAAUUAUGAAAAGAAAAGUACGGAAUUUUCUUCGUGGGUAAAAAUUGCGAAAAUGAACCCUAAUAAAAAGAAAGGAUAUAAGAACAGCCCAAAUGAACAAGAGGAAAGUGAAAGUAAUUAUGGUACCCCAGCGGGAGGUGUUGCUGAAGGAAGUUCCGUUGCGAAUGCUAAUUUGAAAUACCAUGAUGGUGGUAACACAGAGAAGGGAAUCAGUGGCCACCCUCAUGGUAUGGGAGGCGUAAGUACUGUGGAAGAUCCAAGCAACAACGCAUCUUCUAACAAUGCGAAAGGUAAAGGAUUAAAUAAUGAAAGUGCAAGAGGAGGAUACUCCAAAGGAGAGAAUUCCACCAUCAAUGGAGCGGUGCAUAUGGGACACGAAAAUGGACCCCAGACUAAUAGUCAAAAUAGCAGAGAUGGAAAGAAGAGAAAAGAUGAAGAAGAACAAAGAGCAGAGAGACACAAAGGAAUGACGAAUAAAGUUAUGAAUGGAAUGAGCAACAAUAAUAAUCUGCUCCAUUACAGCAAAUCCAGUAGAAGGGGGAGUGAAGACAAAAGCGAUAUCAUGAUGAAUAAUAAUGCGAAGAAUAAAAAAUUAGCCACCUAUGUAAGCGGAAAAAAUAGUAGUUACCAUGAUAAGGAGAGUAUUAAAGAAAGGGGAGGGAAAAUGAAGUACGACAAUAGCAGUAGCGGAGUCGUGAAGAGGAUGGAUAUGGUGAGUGAGCGAAGGGUAGGAGGAAGUGGUGGUGGAAAUGUUACGAACACAUCUGGAAAUAUUUAUUCCUCCCACCGACAGAGAGAAAAAAUGAAAAUUCAAAACGUCGAAAUUAAGCAGAUUAAUGAAAAGGUUAUGAAGCGAAGGAGUGAGGAUCGUAAAGAUGUCACAGAGAAAAAAGGAGAACUUCAGGAACAUGGAAAAAAGACCAAUCACACAGGUAGCAAUAACAAACAUGGAGAGAGGGAGGAACAAUCAGAUGUAGUGAAGAAACAAGGAAGGGACCAUGCGUAUGAGGAGAAAACCAAGGCCCAUUGUAACGGGGAAUUAAAAAAUGCCGACUAUGAGAAAGAGGUGAAUGAUCAAGAAUCUGCAAUAUCAGCAGGAACUGGGAGGGAUGAUGGCGUUAAGAAGACCCACACAACGAACGCAUGGGCAACUGAGUUAAGAGGCGAAUCGAGCAAGAAUAAAGACGAAGCCUAUCAGAAUGACAGCGUGAACGAGAAUAACGCACAUGUUGGCGGAAGUAGCAAUGCCCGUGAUAAUAACACGCAAAUGAAAAAGGGUGAAAAUGGUCAUGUGGGUAAGGAGGACAGCUCUAAGCAUGAAGGAGGGUCAAACGAAUAUCACAGCCAAGGGUCGAAUCAGAAUGCCAAUCUUAAUGCCAAUGUGAGUGCAAAUAUCAGUGGCAGUGCUCAGGACAAUGUCUCCGUGUCGACCUAUUCCAAUUCGAAGAACUCCGUAUGGGAUGGAAAGAUCUCCUUUGCCGAAAUGGCCAAGAGGAAGCCAAAGAAAGAAACGAAAGAGCCAAGAGAAGGAGAUUCCAAAAAUUCCAAGGCAGAAUUGUCGCAGAACGAUAGGAAGAAUAUGCAACAUGGAUCUAACCAGAAGGGAGAUAAAUCGUCCAAGAGGAGAGACCAACGUGGAAAGAGAUAUGGCUCAAACAGCACUAUUCGCGAGAAGCCAUCAGGAGGAGGAACGACACUUCACCCAAGAGGAGGAGAAAAUAACGACAAGAAAAAUUACAACAGUGGUAACAUCAAUGAUGGUAGCAACAGCACCAUCAGGGACAGUGGCCGGGGAGGUGCAAGUGAAGUUAGGAAGAGAAACGACUUGAAGGAACACAUGAAGAAAGGGUAUGAUGGUGGAAGCGUGGAAUCCAACAUGAGGGAUUCCAGGAAACGCGGAGUAGCCACAUCAGGAGCAGUAGCAGAUGCGUCGAUAAAGGGACCUAAUAAUAAGAAAGAGGAGAAAGAUAUGGUGGAGCAUGUAAUAGCUGAUCAGAAUGGAACUCUUUCCGAGGAUGAGGGAUCGAAUGACCCCCAUCAGAAAGGCAAAGUCGAGAAAACCAAGGACGGAUUGCGGGAUGACACUAUAGAGGAAGGAAAGGAGGAGGAAGAAGAAAUGAGCAAGGAUAAAGCAACUGUGGAGGUGGUUGAUACGGUUGACGCGGUUGAUGCGGUUGAUGCGGUUGACGCGGUUGACGCGGUUGACGCGAUUGAUGAGGUUUGUCCCGAUGUCGCUUCCCAAUCGGGUGAUCUCCAACAAGAAAAGGAAAACCCCAAAGAAAUGUUUCACGAGGGUGAAGAAAGGAUGCUUAAUCCCGUCGCCCACCAUGAUACGGAAGAUGCCCCAAUCGGGGAGGGAAAUAAUAAUAAAAUAACGGAUCAUAGUGGAAGUAGCGGCGUUGCCAAAUCUUCUCCUCCGACAGAUGCAGAUGCUGCUAUGAAACGAACAGAUGAAUUUAUCGAGAAGGAUGGAAAGAGAGACGAAAUGAAAGAAGGUGCAGAAAAGCUAUUCUCAGAUGGAUUGUCAAAGAGUGAGAAAAUGAAAGUGGAAGAUGCAAAGAACGCUUUGGAGGUAGUGACCUGUGAAGCAGAGGAUCAUGGUAUUCAGGUGGAAGUGGCAAAGAAGGACCAUGUAAUAAGUAACUCUAAUAAGCACUUGUCUGAGAAGGAGAUGAAAGCACAAGUUGUAGAGAAUGAUAGAUUUAGUGUCCUCAUAAAUAGUAAAAUUUCGGAGCCAAGUGGAGACACGAAAUAUGUGGGUGAAGGUAAGAGUAGCCUUGGGGAGAAGAGUAAAGGAGCAUUGGAGAGUGUAAGUAAUGAAAAGGGAAUAGAAGGCACGACAGAAAAUGAAGGAACGGGAAAAUGCUUGCUGGAGGAAGAAAUCAAGUCGGCCAUUACCAUCGACGCUGAAGAGUCGGUCAAGGCAACCAAGUCCUCGAACGAAGAUUUGAUGGCAGGAAAAAAUGAAAAGAACAAAACGGGAAAGAAAAAGUAUGGCCUCUUUAGCGAUAUUAAGAAGUGGGCCAAGGGGAAAUUGACCGAUGGAGGAAACUCGACAAAUGCCACCCUGCAGGAGGAGGAGAAGAAGAGCAAGGGGGAUGGAAGUAAGGAUGAUGUAACGAGCAAAGUUGACGCCGAGGGUAAGGAAAACCCAAGUGACCUCAGCGUGGGUAGUGCAGGCGAUAAGGGCGAUGUGGUGAAGAAGGCAGACGAUAUGGUGAAAAAGGUAGACGAUGUGAUGGCAAAUGUCGACGUAAAGGUGAACGAAGUGAGCGGAACGAGUGACAUGAUUUCCAGCGAGGAUGUCGUACAAACCAUUUUGAAUAACGAAAAGAAGGAGGCCCCACCCAGUGGGAAGAAUGAGGAAAUGAGUGGAAGCGAUGUGAUAUCAUCAGGGGAAGUGGAGCCAAAGAGCAAAGCUGAUGGGUUGUUAGAGUCGCUAGAAAAAAAAGCAGACGAAAUUGAAGUCGAAAAGGAAGGUGAAAAUGUCGCAGCGAAGAAUGGGAAAGAUCAGGAAGAGGCAGAGAAGGAAAAGGAGAAACAACGAAUGAAACAGAUGAAGUUAGAAAAAAUGGCCAAGAGUAAAAUAUACUCGAAAAUUGAUUUGCUGGAAAUAUUUAUUGGAAAUAAAUGGAACAGUGGAGAGGAGAGGUUCAAUUUUAUGUUGUCGUAUAAUCCAGAUGUGGAUAGCCAAAAAGUUGAAAACACCAUGAUGGGUUCUUGUAACGUAAAUCAUCAUAUGGAUACGAAUGGAAUUCAAAUGCACUCGAAUAAUCAUAUGGGUCCUGGAGCCCUUGCACACGAGGGCAAGAGUGUAAUAUACAGUAAAAGGUAUAUGAAUAUGCUUGCUGCGAGUGGUGGGCAUGGAAGUGGUGGAAGCGGAGGUAUGCUUAAUAACUACCUAGGUAUAAAUAAUAAUCAUGGCAUUUUAGGUGGAAAACAGUUUGGAAUGAACUCUGUUGGUGGAGGCAAAAACAACGAUGAUGUGUGGAGAUAUUCGCAAAGUGGUAAGAGCGGAAUGAAUAAUACUGGACACUUUGGAAGCGGUGGAAUAAAUAUGAACAUGAAUUUUGGUGAUAUGAAUAAUAGCGGAGGAAACAGCCUGUUAGGUUCAGGAGGUAAGGGUUUGAUGGGAUCUGGAAUUGGCUCCCUGGAUGCGCACGGCGGUAUGGGUUUGUUAGGAAAGAUGGGCCAGGGAAAUUUAGAAUGGAGAAAAAAUGACGGAGAUAAAUUGAAGGGAUUCUUUGAUUCUACACGCGCUGUUGAAUCUCCAGAUGCAUGGAGAAAUAGUAACCAAAGCGGAGGAGGAGGUAAAAACAUAGCAGAAAAUAGUUGGCUACAGAAGCAAAGUCAAUUAAAAGCAGAUAAGUAUACAUGUAUGAUGAGGAAGUUGAGAGGUAUCCUUAACAAACUCACUUUCGAAAAAUUUGACCUACUGUAUGAACAAAUAAUACUUGUAGGAAUAACAAAGUUAGAAGAAAUAAUAGGUUUGAUGAAAUUGGUUUUCGAAAAAGCAGUAACGCAACAUCACUUCGUACAGAUGUAUGUGCAGCUGUGUAAAAAAUUGAAUGUCCACUUCCACAACAUGAAGUUGGAAGACGAGAGUAUUGUUCAGUUUAAGAAAAUCUUAAUUAACCAAUGCCAAGAUUCCUUUGAGAAUAACUUAAAGCCAAUUGAAUACCCAAGCCAUUUAACGAAUGAAGAGGAAAGGUUUGAAUUUGAGCAGAUGCAUAAGAAUAAGGUUAGAGGAAAUAUGUUGUUCGUUGGAGAGCUAGUGAAGUCGGGUAUUAUCUCCAUACCUAUCGUUUUUGUUUGUAUUAAACAGUUGUUGGAGAAGAGAGAAAGCUACAUCUCCGCUAAGAAUGACACCAAUGAAGGGAAUUUACACUUGGAAGCCUUAUGUAUGUUUCUGAACACCGUUGGUGAAAUACUUGAUACACAUGAAAAGGCUAAUCAGGAAAAAGUGAAGGAGCUGUACAAUACUCUUCACGCCUUGAUAAAUGAUGAGAGCAUUACUUUCCGUGUUAGAUGCCUUAUCAAGGAUGUUAUUGACAACAGAAAUGAAAAAUGGAACAAGAAAUUUGCCCACAAGUUAGAGGGACCCACCACUCUCAGUGUGUUGCACGAUAAAAUAUUAAAAGAAUCCAUCGACCAAAAUAGUAGAAGCUUCAAUAGCAGCAGUAACAUGAGUAGCUACCAUGACAGUAAGAUGAACAGUAGCCUUAGCAGCAUGAGGAACAAUCUCCUACGUAACGUCAAUUUUAAUAUGGGUAGUAGUAACACUGGCGGGGGUUCGAACAUUGGGGGUAGUAGUGGCCUUGGUGGCAACAGUAGCUCCAGUACAGCGUUUAGCAUGAUGAGCAUGAGGAAUCUUGGUGGAGGAAUGAAAAAUGUGGAUGCUAAUAAAAAUAUGAAGAAACUCUCCCUAAAUUUGAUGAAGGCCAAAACUGCGAGUGCUUCAAAAACGAUGGGCGAUGAUAUGAUGAAAGGUGGAGCACUUGGAGGUGUAGGUACGUCAAACCAAGACGGAGCAUCCAAUACCUCUGGUGGCAGUUUCUUCGACAUGAUGUCAAAGAAUCAUUUCGCCUUCAAGAAUAACCAACAAACCUUUAUGAAUAAUGAAAGUGGUAAUACGGCCAGUGGCACGACCAACAGUGGUACCAACAGUGGCACUAGCAGUGGCAACAGCGGAGGAGGCGGGCUAUUUAGCAGCAUGAAUUCUAGGUUCUCGGAGAAGGAAAAGAGCGGAAACAGUGGAAGCGCCAAUGAAGGAAAUUUCUUCAUGCGAAACUUGAACUUGAAGAAGAGCGGCGAGGGAAGCAGUGCAAAUGACGGGAUAGGUAAAACGGAAGAGCAGUCCAAUGAAGGCGCAACCGGCGUAGAAACCAUAUUGGCGAGGGAAAAGGGAUCCCCAAAUGACGAAGCGGGAAAUAGCGCCCAAACGACGGGAACAGCUAACGCAGGGUCAAAUGGCGCAAAUGACGAAAGCGCCUUCAUCGAAGUGUACCUCCCCAAGCUGAACGAAAUUCUAGAGAUGUCCACCAUCACUGGUUCAGAUGAAUGGGAAACGCUGACGAGGAAAAUCGAGAAUUUGAAUAUCCCCCCGAAAUUUAAUGAAAAAUUACAAGCCAACAUUUUAAAGCUUACCCUUAAGAAAUAUGCCUGUAACAAAAACGUGGAGAAAAGUGAAGAGUAUUUUAACUGGCUAAUUUCCAUUGUCCUGUUGAAUAAAAUAGACUUAGAAUCUUUUAAGCCAUGUUGGAAAACCUUCAUGUUGGAGAAUGAUGAAAACAGUUAUGAGUGCACAAAGGAGGACUACCCUCUUCUGCCAUUCCUCGCGAAGAAUUUCAUCAAAGCAAUUGAAAUGCAUGACAAGAACCACCUACUUUACGAUGCGGCCACCAUUGAUCAAAUGAAGAACAUCAUUUGA